This is a messenger RNA of Kwoniella shivajii, 993 nucleotides long. RefSeq lists its product as uncharacterized. Bases 1 to 993 code for a protein of 330 amino acids. The record is from RefSeq and is a predicted model, not a curated record. The transcript has a single exon. NCBI's taxonomy places the organism in Eukaryota, Fungi, Basidiomycota, Tremellomycetes, Tremellales, Cryptococcaceae.
AUGCAGGAAGAGUCCAUCAGCCCAGCUUCUCUUCUUGGUCUCAAGCUGAUCGACCUCGCUAAAAUCCUUCAACAUCAGCAUGAUGACGAUCCUGGCGACAUCCACCCUUACUAUAAAGUUACAGAAGACGAAGGUGAAGGCGGGACAACUAGCUCUUAUACUCAAUCCGGGAACAGAAUUAUCCCCGGGGGCAACAACACCUCUACCUCUGCUGCUACUGCUGCUACUGAAGGAGAAACAACGAUGUCGACAAUUUUCGCACAGCUUGCAGCAAUGGGUCGGGAGCUUAAUACUACUAUUGAUAAUAUCUCGCCCCCAUACCAACACGAUACGGUCUCCCUGGAUCCGACUGAGGCAUCACGACCUACCCUAAAAGAAUUACUUGAUGAUGCUGCGAACCUAGAAACAGAAAAUGACGAUUCCAGUAAUACCGCAACCCGCGACAUGGAUGAAUCUUCUUGCGGGAGUAUUGACAGUGAAUAUGAGCAAUAUUAUCUCAGUCGUCAAGUUCCUGUUGAAUCUUGGGCAUCAAGUAACAGUCCCUUUCACACCAAUAGAUAUUCCCCUACAGACCUUGACGUUGCUAGACGUCGGAUGGGUCAUCUCGCCGGAACACUUCAAGGCCCCCAUGGUUUUCCUCUCGACCAAGACCAGGUAAUAGAUCAUUCGGGCUCGCAGUCGAUAGGUUAUUCACCUAACAUGCGAAUCAGUCCUCUUCUAACCCAGAGCUAUUCGCCCCUAUAUGGCCCGCAAAUACAUUACAAUACUGGACCUAUGCCCUGUGGUUAUCGUCAACCACCAAUUACUGUUGAUAUCCCGUCUGGCUACCGUCCACUGCCAGUAUACAGCAACCCUUCUACCGGUCCCACACGUUUUACAAGUGGUGCACAGCCCCAGACUUGGAAUCCACCAUACACUCAACGUCCCCUGUAUGUAGGAAGGAACAACAUGGCUCCUUACGCAGUACAUGGAGCUCCCUCACAGAACCAGUAA